UUGGGAGCUCAGUUUAAACCAAGUCCACUCGCACGUGCAGAUCAAAUACCGAUCCAACUUGAAGUUUGUUUUGCAAGUUUUCUGAAAUUUUAAAUUCAGAUUACGAAGUUUUUUUUCAUAUUUUGAAAAGUACAUACAUUUCAGUUUGAUGCAAUGGGAGUUAUUCAGCGAGUGGUGAAACCUUCUACCCGGAAAGGGAAACGGAGUUUGAUAAACAGACAGCCGAAACUGAUUGAAAAUACGAAGACGUCACUUUUCCUCAGAGGGAAUAAGGCGAGCGAAUUGUCGAUCAAGUGUGCAAAAGAUUUGUGCCGGAUAAAGAAACCUCAUUCUGUAUUCUUUGGAAAAAAGAAGGAUUUCCGACCCUUUGAAGCUGUGAAUGAGAUGGAGACCUUGUGCAAGAAAUACGACGCUUCUCUCUUCUCAUUUGUCUCACAUAACAAGAAACGUCCUCAUAAUUUAGUUCUGGGCCGCAUGUUUGACAAUCAGGUUCUGGACAUGGUUGAAUUUGGAAUUGAGAAAUUCAAGGGUCUUGACGAUUUCAAAGUGCCAAAAUUCGCCACAGGAAAUAAACCAUGUCUUCUUUUCUCUGGGGAACCGUGGCUCUCAGACACUUCAGAUUUCUUCCGGAUAAAAAAUCUUUUGAUAGAUUUUUUUCAUGGAGAGGAAAUUACAAAUAUUCGACUCGAAGGGAUUGAACAUGUCUACUCUUUUGUGGCGGUGGAGAACAAGAUAUAUUUGAGAGGGUAUAAAAUAGCAUUGAAGAAGAGUGGGGAAAAGACGCCGUUUGUAGAAUUGGAAGAAAUGGGACCAUCAGCAGAUUUGGUUUUGCGCAGAGUCAAGCUUGCUUCAGCAGAUUUGUUCAAGAGUGCUUGCAAAAGACCAAAGGAGUUGAAGCCCAAGAAAGUAAAGAACAUUUCAAAGGACUCCUUCGGCUCACAACUUGGCCAGGUGCACAUUCCGCGACAAGAUUUGUCCAAGCUGACUACAAGACGGAUGAAAGGUCUCAAGAAAUCCAUGGCUGAUAGAAAGAUGGAGAAAGCAGGUCGUGUAAGGGAAAGCAACGCCGAAGGCGAACAAACCACCGCCACUGCACCAUCGACGACCGUCUCCAGUAGUUCUGGUGCCUUCGUGAGCACGUCGAGAGGUCCCAAAUCAAAAUUAGAGUCUGUCGUUUCUUCCGGACCGGCUGCUACCAAGAAAGGGAUGCAGCUUCACUUAAGUGGUUAAUCUAUAAGCGCGUAUAGAGUACCUUAUUUUACGUUUUUAUCCUCGUUUAUUUCUUAAUAUUGACGUAAACUUACAAGCGAAUAAAUUAGUAUGACUUUCAUAUCCAAUAAUA
Molecule: messenger RNA, 1342 nt
Organism: Folsomia candida
Lineage: Eukaryota; Metazoa; Arthropoda; Collembola; Entomobryomorpha; Isotomidae
Gene: Non3
Product: ribosome production factor 2 homolog
Exons: 5
Coding region: 154-1230 (358 amino acids)
Biological process (GO): maturation of LSU-rRNA from tricistronic rRNA transcript (SSU-rRNA, 5.8S rRNA, LSU-rRNA); ribosomal large subunit assembly
Cellular component (GO): nucleolus
Molecular function (GO): rRNA binding
Source: RefSeq, a predicted model, not a curated record